Molecule: messenger RNA, 1521 nt
Organism: Liolophura sinensis
Lineage: Eukaryota; Metazoa; Mollusca; Polyplacophora; Chitonida; Chitonidae
Product: kxDL motif-containing protein 1-like
Exons: 4
Coding region: 57-617 (186 amino acids)
Biological process (GO): lysosome localization
Cellular component (GO): BORC complex
Source: RefSeq, a predicted model, not a curated record
AAGAGGCACGUUGACUGACAAGUUGAAAUAACAUCUGUAACACACCAGUGAUCAGGAUGCAGGGGGAAGAAGACGUGGAAGAGCCUUCCUUGGUGUUUACCAAAUCUGUUAUGGGUCAAAUACAGAAGGAAGAUGUCUUCGCGAUGGUGGUAGCUCAGAGAGAAAUGUUGAUGAGGUAUGAGAAGACAAAUGAGAUGUUGUUGAACUUCAACAUGCUGUCAGGUACCCGUUAUGAAACUACUAUGCUGGAAUUCCGGAAGCACACCACAUUACUAUAUGAAAUGAAGAAAGAUUUAGAUGCUAUAUUUAGAAGAAUAAGGCUGUUGAAGGGGCGACUCAGCACACUUUAUCCUGCUGCAUUCUCAGCCUGCAGUGAUGUUUACAAUGUACUUGAAGAAAAAAAUGGUGAGAAGACAGAGGGAGAUGAAGGUGAAGAGAGCAAGACAGAAGGGGAUGGAGAUGGAGAGAACAAGACACAAGCAGACAAAGGUGAAGAGGAUGCUGUAGCUGCAAACGCUGACUCUGAAGUUGCGCAGGCAGAUGUUUCAAGCCCUCAGAGAGAGCAAAGUGUGCAAUCUUCACAGGAGCAAAUAAAAGGCAAAGAGGAGAAAACGUGAACUUAUUUCUGAUGAAUUAUGAGGACUUCUGACUGUUAAGUUAUAAAAAGGUUUGACAAGUCAGUCAUUAGGAAAAUAAAACAAACAUCCUACUGUAAAUUCUCAAAAAAUACAACCAUUACGAUUUACGUUUUGACAUGUGAGAGGACAGUUCUGUUAUUUGGGCAGGUUAAGUUAUGACUUCUGUCAAGACUUGAUAUACAUCUUACUGCUAGACAAAUGGAUAUUAGUCUUCAUGUACUUGUAUCACUUCAAUUUAUCAUCUGCAGUUAUACUGCACAGCUUGAAUUUGCUGAGGAUUUAGAGAGUUGGAUAUGCAUAUAUCUUUAAAAAAAGCCAGCAGCCUUUAGCGGUAAAACAGUAAUUUCACAGGCUGUCUAAAAACUGUCUUGAGUUGUAUGUCAUGAGGCUUCACCAUUCCAGAGCAUGAGAAGAUAACAACUGACAAGAGUAUCCAUCGACCAGUGUGAUGAUGUAUGCUACAUGUGUGCUCAAACAUUCCUUAGAAAGGUUUUUAUUUUUUUUCUAUUGAAAUCCUAUUGGAGAGAGAUAAAUAAAAAUGGAUAAUGUUUUACAUUUAUAGGGAAAGCUGAAAUGCUGAACUCCGCUGUAAAGGUAAUGAGUUACUGCAGUAUCGUGCCCAACAUGUACGCAUUGUGACGUGGGCAGCCGUUCUCAGUUCCCUGCUCAUAAAUGUGUGGUUCAAAAUGCAUCACUUUAGUACUUAAGCCAACUGCAAAAUCCAAUUUAUGGCAUCAAUAUCUGUCUAUCCACUUUAAGAGAUCACACUGACAAUCGAGAGCUAGUAGGUCUUUUGACGUGACAGCUAAUAAUGACGUGAAAUGUAAAGGCUGACUUUAUAUUCACUUUGAGUAUGGUACUGAAACCAAUCAAUGAGUCUCAC